Molecule: messenger RNA, 942 nt
Organism: Ochotona curzoniae (black-lipped pika)
Lineage: Eukaryota; Metazoa; Chordata; Mammalia; Lagomorpha; Ochotonidae
Product: olfactory receptor 52K2
Exons: 1
Coding region: 1-942 (313 amino acids)
Biological process (GO): G protein-coupled receptor signaling pathway
Cellular component (GO): membrane
Molecular function (GO): G protein-coupled receptor activity; olfactory receptor activity
Source: RefSeq, a predicted model, not a curated record
AUGUCCGCCUACAACUUCACAGUCCACCCAACAGCCUUCUUGUUGAUGGGGAUACCAGGCCUGGAGCACCUACACAUUUGGAUUGCUAUCCCCUUCUGCCUGGCCUACACAGUGGCCCUGCUUGGCAACUGUAGCCUCCUUUUUAUCAUUGCUGCUGAUGCAGCCCUGCAUGAGCCCAUGUACGUUUUUCUGGCCAUGCUGGCAUGCAUCGAUUUGGUCCUUUCUUCUUCAACACUGCCCAAAAUGCUUGCUAUUUUUUGGUUUAGACAUCGAGAAAUCAAGUUCUAUGCUUGUCUGACCCAGAUGUUCUUUCUCCACUCCUUUGCCAUCAUGGAGUCAGCUAUGCUGUUGGCCAUGGCCUUUGAUCGCUAUGUGGCCAUCUGCAAGCCACUGCAUUACACCACAAUCCUGACAGGGGGCCUCAUCACCAAGAUUGGCAUGGCCACAGUGGUCCGGGCUGUGACACUGAUGAUUCCACUUCCUUUUCUGCUCAGACGCUUCCACUACUGCCGAGGCCCAGCCAUUGCCCAUUGCUACUGUGACCACAUGGCUGUGGUAAGGCUGGCAUGUGGGGACACCCACUUUAACAACAUCUAUGGCAUUGCUGUGGCCAUGUUUAUUGUGGUUUUGGACUUGCUGUUUGUCAUUCUGUCCUACAUCUUUAUUCUCCAGGCGGUUCUGCAACUUGCCUCGCAAGAGGCCCGCUAUAAGGCAUUUGGAACGUGUGUCUCCCACAUUGGUGCCAUCUUGGCCUUCUACACACCCGUGGUCAUCUCUUCAGUUAUGCACCGUGUGGCCCGCCAUGCUGCCCCGCAUGUACAUAUACUUCUUGCCAAUUUCUAUCUGCUCUUCCCACCCAUGAUCAAUCCCAUAAUCUACGGUGUGAAGAGCAAACAAAUUCGUGAUCGAGUCUUAGGAUUUUUGCCGAGGAAGGAUGUGUAA